Penicillium macrosclerotiorum is the source of this 1635-nucleotide messenger RNA. Its product is annotated as cytochrome P450. Gene Ontology annotation, molecular function: oxidoreductase activity, acting on paired donors, with incorporation or reduction of molecular oxygen; iron ion binding; heme binding. The transcript has 5 exons. NCBI's taxonomy places the organism in Eukaryota, Fungi, Ascomycota, Eurotiomycetes, Eurotiales, Aspergillaceae. The coding region runs from base 1 to 1635 and encodes 544 amino acids. The record is from RefSeq and is a predicted model, not a curated record.
AUGCACGGAUUGACCGAGCACAUUUUCCAAGCCAUCUUUCAACAUUGGCUGGCUGCGUCAUUGACGGUGCUGUUUCUAUAUUUGAUCAAGAACAGAUACUAUAAUGGUCUUGCCAAAUAUCCAGGCCCCCUAGUUGCAUCAGUAACAGAUUGGUGGCGAUUCUUCGACGUUUAUGGGAGAAGGCCUGAAAUCACACACCGUCUCCUUCACAAGAAGUACGGAGAUGUCGUUCGUUUAGGUCCAAAUUCUCUAUCCUUCGCUGAUCCCCAGGCAUUGAAGACAAUCUAUGGACUGAACAAAGGGUUCAUCAAGUCUGACUUUUAUAUUGUUCAACAAUCAAUUGCCAAGGGCCAUCGUCUACAAUCUCUCUUCAGCUCUACUGACAAUGAUUUCCACAGCCAAUUCCGUCGGUGUGUGAGCUCCGCUUUCGCAAUGUCAGCACUUGUUCAGUAUGAACCGUUCGUGGAUAAUACGACGAAGCUUUUCUUGCAACAGACAAACGAUAUCUAUGUCAAUAACCCCAACGGAUGUGACUUUCCGAGGUGGCUACAAUUCUACGCAUUUGAUACCAUCGGAGAAAUCACGUACAGCAAGAGGCAUGGGUUCAUAGAAAAGAAUGAAGAUAUUGAGGGUAUUGUUGCGUAUCUAUCCUCACUUUUCCUCUAUGUCGCGCCAAUCGGGCAGAUUCCUUUCUUGGACCUCCUUUUACUCAAAAAUCCCAUUUAUCUCAAGCUUUCCCAGUGGGGAAUUGUUGAUUCCACAUUUGCGGUUGCACGAUUUGCUGGAAAUAGAAUGGCUGAAAGAUUACCAGAAUUGGCAAAGGGAAAGUCUGCCUCAGAACUAGGCGUCAAAUCACCUGAUCUACUAUCGAAAUUCUUAGCAGCAAACGAAGCCCAUCCUGAGUUCAUGAGCCAGACGUUGGUCCAGACUAUGGCCGUGAGUAUGGCCUUUGCCGGAUCGGAGACCACGGCCAUCAGCCUGUCAGCCGUAUUUUACUUCUUACUCAAGCACCCGGCAGCUCUUGAAUGCCUUCGGGCUGAAAUUGAUGAAGCAGCACGUGCUGGAGUCUUUGCAGACUACGAAACGGGACUUGUCACUUGGCACGAAAGCCAGGGCCUCCCUUAUUUAGAUGCGUGUAUCAAGGAAGCAUUUCGGCUACAUCCGGCUGCUGGUCUCCCGCUUGAGCGCGUUGUUCCGGAGGAUGGCUGUGAAAUCGCCGGACAUUUUGUUCCUGGCGGUACCGUUGUUGGUUGUUCGGCAUGGAUCAUCCACAUGAACAAAAACAUAUUCGGGGAAGACUCCGAAGCAUAUCGGCCUGAACGCUGGCUUCCAGACGAAAACAUUACUAAGACUGAAAGUGGUAAAGGGAUCGAAGAUCGAAGAAUUAAAGAGAUGAACGGAACGAUGUUCCAGUUUGGAAUGGGAAGCAGAACGUGCAUUGGUAAAAACAUCAGCUUGCUCGAGAUAUACAAACUUGUUCCCAGCAUGUUGAGGCGAUUCGAGAUCCGGCUUAAGGAUCCAAGCCAAGAAUGGAAACUGAUAAAUGCAUGGUUUGUGAAGCAAGCGAAUUUUGAGACAGUGUUUAAAUCACGGGAUAUUGUCAAGCCUAGAAUCCCGAUCAAUAACCAAGCUUGA